Synchiropus splendidus (mandarinfish) is the source of this 3077-nucleotide messenger RNA. RefSeq names its product sperm-associated antigen 16 protein. Bases 18 to 1688 code for a protein of 556 amino acids. The record is from RefSeq and is a predicted model, not a curated record. The transcript has 3 exons. Gene Ontology annotation, molecular function: protein binding. Lineage: Eukaryota; Metazoa; Chordata; Actinopteri; Syngnathiformes; Callionymidae.
UCCGAUGAGCAAUAAUCAUGUCUGUGAAAACAGAGCACGGAGGAGCGGGGUUUGAGCAGGAGGCCAUCUCAGAGAGAGACUUUUCUAUUAAGGAUGAGAACUUCCGAGAGACGAAGAGAAAAGCAGCCGGCUCGGCUUUCCAAAUCAAACCGGCGUCGUCCAAGCAGGAGAUCGUCCUGACCACCCCUGAAGCGGUCGACGACUUUCUGAAGAACUUCCUGUGGAGGGUCGGGAUGAGCCGGACACUGGACCGCUUUGAGACGGAAUGGUACACCUCCGCGCUCCAUCGUCUUGCCAGAAACCUUUUGGUUACUCCAGCGGCAGGUGGCUUCUGCUACAUCCCGGAUGCCGUCACUCACCGGCAGCUGCUUGAGGCAGAGCUGAAGACCGUGAGGGAGGAGACCGCGGAGCUCCGGAAGGAGGUGCUGGCAGCGGGGGCCAGCCUGAGGAAGAUGCAGAAGGAGCGGGACUACCACCGGCUGCAGUUCCAGCGUGUCUUCGUCAGCAAACACAAACUGAUGGAAGACGUAAAGACGCUGAAGAUACACCUGAAGUCCUACGAACCCGUGCUGAAGAAGAUGGACGACAAAUACCAGUCAGCGCUGCGGAACAAAAUCCUGCUGACACUGGACGAGGACAGGAUCAAGAACAGAUACUGGCACCCGACUCUCCACAGGAGAGACAAGGGCGCCACUCGCGGAGCUCGAGCCAAGACCGCAAAGACUCACGGCGACACGGAGGGCCCAGCCACCGACGCGAACCAGGACCAGGUGGCUGUCCUGAAGGGCUCGGGCUUCUUCAGUAGACUACGUUCCAUCACUGCUCACAAGUUCCCAGUCAACGGCAUCACUCUGCACCCCAAGCAUCUGAUCCUGGCCUCCGUCAGUGAUGACUGCAGCUGGAGUCUGUGGAGGCUUCCCACCUCCCCAAGGAAGGAGGGAGAGCUGUUGCAGACAGGUCAUGGCCAUUUGGAGUGGUUGUCCAGCUGCAGCUUUCAUCCUGAUGGCUCAAAACUGGCGACAACAAGUGGAGACGCAACCGUGAAGCUCUGGGAUGUUGCUUUAGGAAACUCCUUGUUGACUCUGUCUGGACACACGCACCCAGUCUGGGGCUGUUCCUUCCGCUUCUGCGGCAACUUCCUGGCAUCCUGCUCCACCGACAGAACUGCCAAGCUGUGGGACUUGAACAGUCAGCGCUGUCGCCUGACAAUGCGUCACCACACCUGCACUGUCAAUACUGUCCGCUUCGUACCGUCCUCCAACACCCUCCUUACCUGUUCAGCGGAUAAGACUCUGGCGCUGUGGGAUGUCAGGAUGGGCACAUGCACCACCAUCUUUCAAGGUCACCAGUAUCCCUGCAACCAUGCUGCUUUAGGUCCACCAGGAGGACUGAUGGCCUCAUGUGACACUCAUGGCUUCAUCUACCUGUGGGACAUCAGGAAGCCAGAGACUGCACUGAAGACAGUGGACACGGGGCCAGCAGGGGCAAGCCAGGUGGCAUUUAAUCCCUCAGGGGAGAUGCUGGCAGUGGCCAGUAAAGACUGUCUGGUCAGGUUGGUGGAUGUGGAGUCCAGCUCAGUGAGCACCUUGUCAGGACACAAGGAUAGCGUCCAGAGUGUGAUCUUUGACCACAAGGGGGAGAAGGUGUUGUCAUCUGGGUCCGAUGGGUUGAUCAACAUGUGGAUGUGACAUUUAAAGAUAUUUUUGAAUGCUUUUGUCUGUCCAGGGGCCAAUUGGAGCCAGUGAACCUUUACCCGCACAUCAACAAAAGUUCACAUUUGCCCUGUAAACUUUUCAAGUUUUAUUUUCCCUCCCUGCGCAUUCUCAUUUGGGAGCAUCGGUUUCCGUCAUUCGGCACGGCGCUCUCUGAAUUAAAGGAACAACAGUCGAGAAAAUACAAUUUAUUAGUGAUUAAAAAAACAUUAAUACAACAUAUUUUGAGCAACUGGUGUUGAAGGUGACAAAGGGGAGUGCUUGUUUAUACAUUGUUCAACAUGUUUCUUCAAAAGCGGACAAUAUUUCUGUAACAGUAUGUUAUCACAGUGAUUCAACAAUCUCAACAUGGGACUUCAUGAUCAUGUUGCUAUAUAUAUGUACAUUUAGAGUGUUGAUGGCAGGCACAAAAGAAAAAGUGAAAAAAAUGUAAACAGAAAAAGUCUGAUAUUAGAAAUAUAUACUUAGAUAUUUAAAGCAUACAAGGCGGUCUUAUACAUUUCAGGCAUGGUCGCUGCCAGGCAUGAUGCCAGCAUUUCUUCUGUUUUGGUCAGAGUCAGUGUUGGCACGUGUCUGUCUAUGGCCUUUGUAACAAUAAUAAUGGUAAAUGGCUCUUAUAUAGCGCUCUCCAUACUUGUCCAGCAACCAAAAGGGUUGACAAUAAGUCACCAAUGAACCCACUGAUGGCAGCGAAACAGCGCGUCAACUGAACUGCCAGGAGCAAACCGGGGUUACGUUUCGUGCUCAGGGACACAAUGACACAAACGUGUCGCGAACUGUGAUCGAACCGACAACCUCUCAGUUACAGGCCAACCAGUCUACCAUCUCUGAGUUAUUAUGAUUUCAGAUUUUCAACCCAAUAAAUAGUUUCCAUUGGCCCUACUGUAAAGAGCAUUAAAUGCUAUACAUAGCAACAUCCAGACUUGAUCAUUUGGAAUAAUACUGAUGUCCUUUUUUAGCCUUGGGAUUCUCUCAAAAUCUUUAAUCUUAAAACUCUCAAAGACAAUAACACUGUCAUUGGUAAGUACAGUCUAGGAACACCCAAAAAUUUUGUAACCUCUCCUGCUAUAAACAGAUCUGCUUAUAAACUUAGUGCAUUUUUAAAACUCAUCUGGGGCAACGGUGAUUGCUUGGCGUAAAGCUGAGUUCACUUUUAGUUCCCUCACAUGUGAAUCCGUCAGCAGAUAGAGAAGAACAGUGUCCUUCAUCUGGGUCAUUUUCUUCCUCCUUGUUACCAGGUUUCAGUUUAGGCUUGACUUCCCGCAGCUUCAUUUGAUUCAGGUCACGUAGAGUGCUGCAGAUGAAUAAGGAUUCAUGGGAUCAAAAGGCAGAGCUGAAAAAUUCUACCAGAGAACAUCCUAAAUC